Messenger RNA from Episyrphus balteatus (marmalade hoverfly), 2120 nucleotides. It is a transcript of the gene Nmt, whose product is annotated as glycylpeptide N-tetradecanoyltransferase. The transcript is spliced from 5 exons. NCBI's taxonomy places the organism in Eukaryota, Metazoa, Arthropoda, Insecta, Diptera, Syrphidae. Gene Ontology annotation, cellular component: cytoplasm. The coding region runs from base 143 to 1609 and encodes 488 amino acids. The record is from RefSeq and is a predicted model, not a curated record. Gene Ontology annotation, molecular function: glycylpeptide N-tetradecanoyltransferase activity. Gene Ontology annotation, biological process: N-terminal peptidyl-glycine N-myristoylation.
CUAAUUUGAGCCCAUUCUACGCCAUUCUUCUGUCAAUUUUUGUUCUCUUGUGCAAAAAAAUAUUAAAAAGAAGACACGGGUGUGUAGCACAUUAUAGAAAAAAAAAACGAAAAAAAAAGAAAUUCCUAUUUUCAAAGCCACCAUGGACAAAAAACAACAACCGAAUAAUAAAGAAGAAAUUGAAAAAGUUGCCGAUGAAAAAGUUAAAAACACUGAAGCAACAAAAACUGCUGCUGAAAGUGCUGGCGAUGGUGGCGGCGAAAAAACCGAUGAUCAAGCAUGGGAAGAUAAAGAGACACGCAAUCGUCUGGUGUCGGCGCUUUCAAUGAAAUUCGUUGAUGUAAUGUCCGAAUUGAAUUCCACUAACGACGCCUUUAAAAUUCCCAAGGAUAUUAGAACUCUUUAUGGCGGAUAUCAGAAACCCGAUGAAGCGAAUGCGCGUGAAAACGCAAACAAAAAGUUUACCUUCUGGUCAACGCAGCCGGUGCCGAAACUUAACGAGGAAGUAUUUACAAAUGAAUCAAUCGAACCUGAUAAGGAUAUAUCGGAAAUUCGACAAGAACCUUACACUCUGCCUGAAGGCUUCCAAUGGGACACUCUUAAUCUAAAUAGCUCUCAAAAUCUUACCGAAUUGUAUACUCUAUUGAAUGAGAACUACGUGGAAGACGAUGAUUCCAUGUUUCGUUUUGAUUAUCAACCAGAAUUCUUGAAAUGGUCGUUGCAACCGCCUGGCUGGCGACAAGACUGGCAUGUGGGUGUGCGAGUUGUUAAAUCAGGUCGUUUGGUUGGAUUCAUAUCGGCAAUUCCCAGUCAAUUGAGAUGCUAUGAGAAGAUAUUGAAAGUUGUGGAAAUUAAUUUUUUGUGCGUGCACAAGAAAUUGAGAAGUAAACGUGUUGCGCCUGUGUUGAUUAGGGAGAUAACGAGACGAGUCAAUUUGACGGGCAUUUAUCAAGCAGCUUAUACAGCUGGAGUUGUGCUGCCGAAACCAGUUUCUACGUGCAGAUACUGGCAUCGAUCUCUUAAUCCUAAGAAACUUGUUGAUGUUAAAUUUUCACACCUAGCCAGAAACAUGACAAUGCAACGAACAAUUAAACUCUUCAAACUACCCGAUCAACCAAAGACGCGAGGUUUUCGUCGCAUUCAAACAAAGGACAUGGAAGGUGCCCACAAAAUACUCGAUGAAUAUCUCUCGAAAUUCCAUAUAUGUCCGGUAUUUUCACAGGAAGAGUUUGUCCAUUGGUUUUCACCACGUGAAGGUAUUAUCGAUUGUUUUGUAGUCGAAGGUGAGAAUGGCGAAGUAACCGAUAUGGUGAGCUUCUAUAGUUUACCAUCAACUGUGAUGCAUCACCCCGUGCAUAAGAAUGUUCGGGCAGCUUAUUCAUUUUACAAUGUGUCCACAAAAACUCCCUGGCUGGAGCUUAUGAAUGAUGCCUUAAUUUCUGCUAAAAAUGUCCAAAUGGACGUUUUCAAUGCCCUCGAUCUAAUGGAUAAUAAGAAAUUCUUGUCGCCUUUGAAAUUCGGCACUGGUGAUGGAAACUUGCAAUAUUAUUUAUACAAUUGGAAGUGUCCGACCAUGAGACCAGAGGAAGUAGCUUUGAUUCUCAUGUAGCGCGGAAACGCCAAUAUUAAAUAAAACAAAUCACAAAAGAAAAAAAAAAUAAUAAUCAAAAUAAAAAAAAAAAUAUAAAACAAAACAACUAUUCAUGGGAAUGAUAACACAAAUUAAUCUGGGAUGCCAAGUGGCUAAGCACGCACCUGAAGUUUGUGGGUGUUUUUGUUUCCUUUUUAUUAUUCUGCUGCCUUGUUUUUGUUCCUGUGCUACGAUUCCAUAAUUCAAACAAGAAAAACAAUUUACAAUUUGUUUGCAUUUUUCCUCAGAUAAAUUUUUAUUAUUUGUGCAAAAUAUUUAAGUAGAGAAAACUCACACACGAAACCCACAAACUUCGUACUGUGUUUUUUAUUUUGUAUGGAGAGAAGGGAUUUAUUAUCAUAAGAACUCAUUAUAAUAUUCCCGUGUUGAUUUAUAUACAAUAAUUUCGCCCGAGAAAAAUAAUAUUAUGCUAAAAAAAAUAAAUUUAAUAUUUUAUUGCAAUAAAAUGAGAAUACUACUUAGAAUUUUA